Messenger RNA from Aricia agestis (brown argus), 394 nucleotides. Its product is annotated as ejaculatory bulb-specific protein 3-like. The coding region runs from base 23 to 394 and encodes 123 amino acids. Lineage: Eukaryota; Metazoa; Arthropoda; Insecta; Lepidoptera; Lycaenidae. The transcript has 2 exons. The record is from RefSeq and is a predicted model, not a curated record.
UUUGUUUAACAGGACUAGAAUAAUGAAGUCCCUGGCAGUAUUAUGUGUUCUGGGCUUAGCAAUGGUCGUGGCUGAUGAAGAAAAAUACACAGACAAAUACGACAAUACUGAUAUACAACAAAUUAUGUCUAAUAAGCGCCUGAUGGUCUCUUACAUUAACUGCGUGAUUGACAAAGGUCCGUGUACUCCAGAUGGGCUUCAGUUGAAAGUGAACUUAAAAGACGCUAUACAGAACUUAUGUAAGAAGUGUACGGAAAAACAAAAGGAGAUGGCCAAAGCUGUUGGCAGCCACGUGUAUAGAGAAUAUCCCGAUUAUUUCGUGCAAGUAAAAGAAUUGUACGAUCCCGAAGGGAAAUAUAUGGCUGAUUGGAAGAAGGAAAUAGGAGUUGCUUAA